Messenger RNA from Saimiri boliviensis boliviensis (Bolivian squirrel monkey), 2904 nucleotides. RefSeq names its product mab-21 like 3 (gene MAB21L3). NCBI's taxonomy places the organism in Eukaryota, Metazoa, Chordata, Mammalia, Primates, Cebidae. The record is from RefSeq and is a predicted model, not a curated record.
AUGACAGCUGGAUUUUCACAAUUUGGAAAUAAAACUUGAAUGAAAGGUUUGGAAGGAAAAUCUCCGGUCCAUUACACAUUUCCGGAAAAAUUCAGUACCCAGAGACUCACAUUACUGGGAGUGCUAUCUACUCAUGAGUGUUGUACUCCAUUGAGAAAAAAACCCAGGAAGUUGCUGUUCUACUCAGGAUUGACCAAGAAGCCAUGAAAUCCCUUACUGUGGGAGACUUAGAAGAUUGCCUGCUAAAUAAGGUGGACUUGAGGCGCCAGAAGAUUUCCCAGGCUGUGGAGGAGGUGCAGAAAGUCGUUCAUCAUUUGACCACAAAUAUCAGCUCCCAAGACAUUAGAUUUCAAGCCGUGCCUUACUCUGACACAUACAAUGAAAAUAUUAAGGUUUUGGCCCCCAGUCAGUUCCUCGUCACAGUCCCAGUAAAAGGCCUGGCAGGGUACAGGGAAGCCAGGGAGCAACGCUGGAGGUACUAUACCCUGCAGGGCACCAGGCUGCCCUGCCCCUUGCGAGACCCGGAGGGUCUGCAGCAGUGGCUGGAGGUGGAACAAUUUAUGAAGAGCCUGUGGCAGUGGCACGAGACAGAUGUGAACAUCGACGGAGACAUUGUACCAGCCAAGGUCCUCCUGGUGUUCCGGAAGCUGGUGGAAAACGCAAUCAGAACCUGUCACCUCUCAGGUAAGGUCAGCAUGCUAGGAAACCGUUCUGCAGUGUGGGUUGCCGUGGAAACAUCCGCAUAUCCGGUGGAACUGGAGCUGGUCCCCACCGUGGAGAUCCCCACUACCUGGUCCGAGAAAGCCCGGUGGCCUCGAUGUCUGCAGCGCUGGCCUUCCCAAGAGAGAGUGGAGUGUAUCAAGUCGUUUGGGUUUAACCUGUUGGCCUGUUCAAGUUAUCACUGGCAGCUGAGCUUCUUCCGUGCUGAGCAGGUGUUGCUCGGACAGCUGGAUGACGAUGGGGGCUGCCGAAGGAAGUGUUUUCAAGUCAUGAGGCAACUGAAGGAGGAAGUCUGGUGCCCGGGGAACAGGCCGGUCAUCACAUCUCACCAUCUGCAGACCGUGCUCUUUUGGACCUGCGAGAAAUAUCCCCACUUUAAAGACUGGCAGGUCUUCAGCAAAGCGUUCCUGCGCCUGGUGAGGAAAUUGCACAAGUGUGUGAGCCAGCACUUCCUGAAACACUAUUUCGUCCGAAACAGCAACCUCUUUCAGUGCACCAACCCCAUCGAACUGGACGCUGUGGCCCAAAAGGUGUCCACGUUCCUGAAGAACCCCCAGAUUAGCCCACCCUGAUGGCUGCCCCGGCCUGGGAGGUUCUUGGACAUUUUAUUCUGGCUUGUUUUCUGGAUGGUUCCUUAGUCAGGUGCCAGGAUCCCGCCUAGGAAAAAGGCCCCAAACGGCAGCAGAAAUUACAUCAAACCAGUAACACUUUGCAGGUGGGGAACCGUGCCUCAGGAUGUCUGGCCCAGGUCUCCCUGGAGCCCAGCAAGUAUUUCUGCCCUAGCUACCUCUCCUGGGGACGCCUCUCAUCAGGCUUCCUCAGGCUCGAUUCAGAAUCGGUGACAGUUUUGAACUUAGUUUCCUUUAUUCAGGCUCUGAUCGUCUCACGGUGAAGAUGGAGACAGAACCCCUGGAAGGCCACACGUGAGUCUGCUGGCCGAUUGUGUACCCAGCCCCACUGAUCAUGGGCUCAUUCUCCUGCCAUGUGUAAAAUGGGAAUGUUAAUGCACCUACCACUGAGCAGGGCUGGGUGCCUAUGACACUGUGCUGGCACCUUUUCAAGGGGAAGGCAUUGGAUCAACACAAAGUGUUACUGGUCGGUUGAGCAGCUGGUGUUGGCAUCCUGGAUUGGUACCCACAGCAGUGAUGCAAAAUUGCACCUGAUGAGUUAGCAAGCCUCUGCUUCCUUGAGGCCCUCCAGCUUCCUUAGCAUGUGGGUCCUGAGGUUCUGUUAGCUUCCCUGGUAUUCUCUAAGCAGGGAAGGACGGGUUUGAUGACAAGCGUGGAAGAUAAAAGUACAGCUCUUGGCCUGAUCCCAGCCACAGCCCUCCCUUUGCUUCCCAUGCCAUGGGUCAUGGAUGGAACUUCCUUAUAUGUAUGUAAAUAACCCAGUACUGUGGUCUGCGUGGAGUGACCUUGGUGUCUGUCACUGCUCAGCGUGUUCCUUUGCUCACCUCAUUCACUCACUCACUCAUUGAUAAAUAACGCUCAUUAGGCACUGGGAACACAGGAAAGAGCAAGGUGGAUGAGGACCUCCCCCGGGGAUGCCGCCUAAUGGUGAAGACAAGAAGUGAAAGACAGAUAAACACGCACAGUUAUUACGAAUGAAAGCAAGUGCUCCGAAGGAAAUAAACAGAAUGUUGGCCACAGAAACGUCCAGGAAGGAUGAAAAUGCAAAUAGCUGAACAGGAAGGAAAAGUGACUAAAGGCAAGCCUGGGAGGGCUGGCAUGAGUCAGAGCAGCUGGCAUUGUGUGACACUGGACCUGUCCAGAUCAAAGGUGUGACAUUUGACCUCUCCAGAAGCAGAGGAGUCUCACGAUCUGACUGCAUCUUGAACGAUUGUUCUGGUAACUGCAUGAAGCAGGUCUGGGGGCUCACACAAGAGCCAGGACACUGGACGCUCUUGAGCCACCCAUUUGGAAUUUGACGGAGGCUCACAAAGUAACAUACUCUGUGUGACACAACUAAUCAGGAAUUCUAGGAGUUCUCGGUGAGAUCAAUUUUUUUUUUUUCUGGUGUUUACUUAAUACUUCUCAACUCAAGGGGCUCCUUUAUUACUUUUGAAGAUUUUUGCCCAGAUGUCCAUACCAAAGAUACAUUUCUAAAGCGUGAACGACUGAUUUUGUUUUGAUGAAAACUAACAUCUGAAAAUAAAAAGAAUUAUUUUUCAAACGUACUAUAACC